GGUAGCCAUCCCACGCACACGCACACACGAUGGCGGACCAGAACGAGAUCGAUUUGGAUUCGAUCAUUGAUAGACUGUUGGAGGUGAGGGGCAGUCGUCCCGGAAAGCAGGUCCAGCUGCUCGAGUCCGAGAUCCGCCAUCUUUGCACCAAGGCCAGAGAGAUCUUUAUUUCGCAGCCUAUACUUUUGGAGUUGGAGGCCCCAAUCAAGAUAUGCGGUGAUAUUCAUGGCCAGUACUACGAUCUCUUGCGCCUGUUCGAAUACGGAGGUUUCCCGCCGGAAGCCAACUACCUCUUCCUAGGCGACUACGUAGACCGAGGCAAGCAGUCUCUCGAGACCAUCUGCCUACUCCUCGCAUACAAGAUCAAAUACCCAGAGAACUUCUUCGUUCUCCGCGGCAACCACGAGUGCGCUUCCAUCAAUCGUAUCUACGGCUUCUACGACGAGUGCAAGCGAAGAUACAACAUCAAGCUCUGGAAGACCUUUACCGACUGCUUCAACUGCCUCCCAAUUGCCGCCAUCAUCGACGAGAAGAUCUUCACCAUGCACGGCGGUCUCAGUCCCGAUCUCAACUCCAUGGAACAGAUUCGUCGAGUCAUGCGUCCAACAGAUAUUCCUGACUGUGGUCUCCUCUGCGAUCUCCUCUGGUCUGAUCCUGACAAGGAUAUCACCGGCUGGAGUGAAAACGAUCGAGGUGUAUCCUUCACAUUCGGCCCCGACGUCGUCUCGCGGUUCUUGCAGAAACAUGACAUGGACCUCAUCUGUCGAGCACAUCAAGUAGUCGAGGAUGGCUACGAGUUCUUCUCCAAGCGGCAGCUGGUCACGCUCUUCAGCGCACCAAACUACUGCGGAGAAUUCGACAAUGCCGGAGCUAUGAUGAGUGUAGACGAGAGCCUUCUCUGUUCAUUCCAGGUAUGCUUAUGCUCUCUGCUCUCAUCCACUCACUGUAACCGGGCACUUUUUUCUUUUCUUUUCCUGACGCUAACCUUUCUCACACCUGUAGAUCCUGAAACCAGCCGAAAAGAAACAAAAGUACGUCUACGGAGGCAUGGCACCUAACAGACCCAUCACUCCUCCAAGGAAACAGAAGAAAAAGUAAACAAGAGAAAACAUACGAGCUUUCCCUCAUAUAGCAGGUUCGGGCGGAGAUAAUACGCGCCAUCUUCAUCAUUACCAACAACCACCACUCGAUUGAACCGACCACCACCAUACCCUCCGUACCAUUUACCACCGGGGCACGCACACUCACACCACUGCAUUCCCAACAAUCAAUUCAUUGCAUAUCCGUAUAUGUACACGCCGCCAAGACACAUUUCGCUCAUGCAGGCGAAACAUCAGCAGCCAGCCUGAUCUCGCGUCCGAUUGAUUGUUAGAAUCUACGCCACCGACAAAUACCUCUUUCUCUUCCCUCCCCCGCCUAUCCCCUCCCAUCCGACCGAGCUAGAACGAGACCAGCUCAGACCGCACCAGCGCCGAUUCGCCUCAUCUUCAUCCGGCUUCACCACUUCUUUUUUUGCUUCCGACCUACUUUCUGCUUCUCUUCUACUUUUUUUUUUUGUGCCUACAAUAUAUCUUCCGUGUACGAUUUGUAUGAAGCGCUGCAGUGAACGGAACGGAACUCUACGUACUUUUACCCUGACGACUACCCACUGACUCCCUGCUCCCUCCCAGGCAGGUGGUGGCAUGGCAUGGCAUGGCAACUUAAUGACAUCUCUGUUUUCUGUCUCCUUGAGGUGGCUUAAGGAAAGAAGUUGGUAGUUAUCGGCUCCAGUAUAUCAGUAGCUAGUAGCGUGGAUAAUUCACUUCUUCUCUUGCUGCUCUCUGCUUUGCUUUGCUAGGCCCCCCUUCCCUCCCUCCCUACUUCUUCCCUGUUCCCUUUACACCAGUUGCUCUGCAUCUUUUUCCAACGGCGUCGACGUCGAUAUUUCACCCUGUUUUCCCACUUACUGGCUUGCUCGUUCUUGGUUGGAGAAAAUGCAAGCCAGGAGUGGUGUGAUGUGCCGUACCCCUUUCCCGUUUUUUUGUAUCUCCUUGCUCACUUUCAAUAUGUUAUACCUGUCUACUGUCUACUGUUGUUGUUUAAUGAUCCCAUCGAAUAAUAUACAUUUGACUCGUACUCAACUUAUCAUCCUUACGUAGCAGAUGGAGCUGUCCAAACCAAUCUGUGUAGGGUUUGCUUUAUGAAGUGUAUAAGAGAGCCGCGAGCCUAUUUAUAUGUAGCUAUGUAUCUGAACACGGAAGAAAGAAUCAAAGUAGAAAAAG
Molecule: messenger RNA, 2261 nt
Organism: Trichophyton rubrum CBS 118892
Lineage: Eukaryota; Fungi; Ascomycota; Eurotiomycetes; Onygenales; Arthrodermataceae
Product: serine/threonine-protein phosphatase PP1
Exons: 3
Coding region: 30-1058 (342 amino acids)
Cellular component (GO): nucleus; cytoplasm
Molecular function (GO): protein serine/threonine phosphatase activity
Source: RefSeq, a predicted model, not a curated record